UUGCUUCUUACCGUCGAGCUUCUGCCACAUCGAACGCAUCCGUUACUUUCGUCGGUCCGAUGGAAACAUUCUACAAGUUGGUCGGUGUGGUCACACGACUGAAGGGAAUUCAAUUUCUUGCGACACGCGGUCGACUUUCUAAUGACACUAUCUUCCAAAGACCUUCACACGUCAACCUAGAGUUGUCCAGCGGCCAUGUCCUCAGAUGCGAGCCCUCGCACACAAAUUGAGGCCCUUCUAAGCCUCAUAUCCUCGUCAACACAAGCAGCCAUGUCAGAGUAUGAGAAGACCGGUCAUGGCAUUCCUACCCCCAACUCCUCGAAAUCUCAUCCGUUGGACAAUGAAGCUGGUGCCCUUGCAUUAAGAAGGGCCAUACGGACACUCGAAGCUGCCUGCGAACGGUUAUGCACUACUCUCGCUCAGCCAAUGCACACACUACACAAUCGCGCCAUGCCAUACGAGGCACCCUGCCUCAAAGUUGUCGUUGAGGAAGGGAUAGCUGAUAUUCUUGAAUCCACAGCUUCAAAUAACGCCAAGGGAAUGCACAUUGACGAUAUUGCUACUAAGACGAAGAAUAAAGUUGACCCGGAAAAGCUCAACCAGAUGAUGCUCCUUCUAUCGACUAGAGGGUGUUUCCAGGAAGUGUCGAAGGACGUUUAUGCAAACAACCGCAUGUCACUCCAACUCCUAUCAUCCAAUCCAAUGUCUUCGACCGUCGCGCUCUAUUCGGGAGAGAUCCUCCAGGGCGCCUCCAUGCUACCUGAGGCGCUAGUUCAUCCCGAAUAUGCGUCCAGCAGGGCAGUCAACAGAAGCAGUUUUUCGUAUCUGAUCAGAAACGAGAUGGAGAAUGCUUCGUAUUUCGAUUGGGUCCAGUCAAAUCCACAUUCAAUAAAGCGCUUUCAACUAGCCAUGAAGGGAUUGAGUAGUUCUGUCGGCUCUUCAGAUGCUGUCGUCCAAGUUUAUCCUUGGAAAGAGUUGUUGAAGUCAUCUCUCGCUUCUGGGAAACACUCCUUAACAUUUUGUGACGUUGGCUCGGGACCUGGUGCUAUCGCACUCCAACUCUCCAAAUCUCACAACAAGAAGUUCAAAGUUGUUCUUCAGGACUUGCCUGAACCACUUGAGCACGCGAAGACGAUCUGGUCGGUCGAGCACCCGGGCGGGGAUGUACAGUUUGUUCCUGUGGAUUUUUUGAAAGAAUCACCGGUACCAGGGCAAGAUGUGUAUUUCUUGGGCUACAUCAUCCACGACUGGCCAGACUCAGAUGCAGUUACGAUUCUGAAGAACAUUGCGAGUGUGAUGAAUAGUUCAAGCCGGCUACUACUUCAUGAUUACGUCCUUCAACAUCUCUAUCGUGAUCAGAGCUCUACUGAAUCUAACGUUGAAAUGGCCCCGGAACCACUCCUCCCGAACUACGGUUCUGGCAAUGUCCGAGCCUACAACCACAGCAUCACUAUGCUUGCUCUGUUCAACAGUCGUGAGAGAACUCGCGAUGACUUCGUAGCGCUCGGGCGACAAUCUGGUCUAAUACUGGUGAAGAUAUGGCCAUUAUCAGAAACUUGUCUGGUCGAGUUCAGGUUAGCUUCCCCGAGAUUAGCCGCCUUGUAACGCCAACUUGAAAUCACGAUCCGAACAUGUAAUAUUACAGUGAACGUUCCAAAAAUAAGAUCUUGCCCGGAAGUUUCAUCCAUCCAGAAGUUGUCCAGGGUCCGAUCCUAC
Molecule: messenger RNA, 1716 nt
Organism: Marasmius oreades (fairy-ring Marasmius)
Lineage: Eukaryota; Fungi; Basidiomycota; Agaricomycetes; Agaricales; Marasmiaceae
Exons: 14
Coding region: 196-1605 (469 amino acids)
Molecular function (GO): O-methyltransferase activity
Source: RefSeq, a predicted model, not a curated record